GAAGGAGGGGGGAGGAGCGCUCGCAGAUCUACCACUCGCCCGCGCUGGAUUGAGUACGUAUUUUCGAAAUUUCCACCGGAGCUCGGGAUCCCGCGACGCAUUCGCGGAUCUCUGGCUGGAUGCCCGAGCUAGAGGAUAUUAUGGAGGCGCCGGCCUCCGCAAGGUCGAGAUCGAGGGAUUCGUGCUAGGAAUCCGCCAAGGAUGGAGUCGCCACGGCCGAAAUCUCUUGGCGGCAGUGGCAGCAGGCGCAACAAGAGCUUUUCCACGCAUGGGAGAUUCUCGAGCAGGCUCACUCCCGAGUUUGAUCCCAGCACUUACAGCGCCGGCCAGAGCCUCGCCUCCAUUCUCAACAAUCCACACCACUCCGGCUCGGAUUCGUCGUGGAGCAGCUGGAUCUUCUCGGCCGAUCCUUCCUCUUCCAUCGACGCCGCGGCUCCCCCGGCAUCGAAAUCCCUCCUCCCAGAGGCAGAUUUCCGUGCGUACGUGGAAUCCAUCUCGGAGCCAUACAGCCGCUUCGUGGACGUCCAGGAGCAUUUCUUUCUCGAGGAGGAUGGGCCGAGCACUUCUUCUUCUUCCAGCGGGGAAAUGGGACUUAAAGGAGGAGAAGGGCUCGCGGCUUGCCUUCGAGAGAUCCCAAACAUGUUCUUCGACGAAGACUUUGCGCUGGAGAGGGGAUCGACGUUCCAGGCGGCCUGUCCCUUCUCGACCAUCCCACAGAAUAUAAUGCUCCAGGAGAGGCUGACGCAGUACCUGGACGUGGUGGAAGUUCAUCUUGUCAAGGAGAUCUCUGCCAGGUCCGAGUCGUUCUUCGAGGCCCAGAAGCAGCUCGAGGAUCUCAAUGAGAGGAUGCUGGAAGCCUGCCAGCAGAUGAAAGAGCUCAAAUCGACCGUGCGUUUGCUGGAGAACGAUCUCGUGGGCUCUGCCACCCAAGUUCACACACUCAGCCGGCAAAGGGAGAAUGUUCUAGCGCUGCACGACAAGCUGAAGCUCAUGACUUACGUCAACCAAGCGGUCUCUGCGCUACGAAUUCUUGUUGCUACUGCAGAUUGUGGCGGUGCCUUGGAUGUCAUAGACGAGCUGCAACAAUUGCUUGAAGGCGAUGAGCUUGCUGGAAUGCAUUGCUUCCGGCAUCUGGGAGAUCAACUGGCAGCAUCGACGGAUUCUGUAAACAACAUGCUAGCAGCUGAUUUUGUAAGAAUUGCCAUACAUAACUCCAAAGAUCUCAACUCUUCAGUGAUUAUCUCAUCUCUUAACAUGAAAGACAAGCUUUACAGCAUGUCUGUAGAGGUGCAAGUCAACGAAGAGGAGGAAACCAACCUUCGCGAGCUGCUUGUACCAUUUGUAAUCGGCCUAUUGAGAACAUCAAAGCUACCCGCCGUUUUGAAGGUUUACAAGGACACAUUAACCACAGAUGUCAAGUCUGCAAUCAAAACCGUAGUAGCUGAAUGCCUUCCAAUUCUUUUGAAUCGGUCUUCUGGUGAUUCUCCUGCAACAGAGAAGCAAACCGAAAUAGAUGUUUCCGGACUAAACCUUGCUGCAAAAUUGCGAAGUCUUUCUCCGGAUGCCUUCGUACAACUCCUUGUCGCAGUAUUCAAAAUCAUUCAGACGCGCUUGGUGAGAGCUGCCAAAAUUCGACAAUUAGUGGAGCAAAUUGUAAGCGGCCUACAAGGAACGUCUGCCGCCGAAGCUGUUGCCGCAGCAUUUGCUUCUGGUGCCGCUGCCGUCGCCGCUGCUGUCGCCGCUGCUGAAGCUGCAGAAGAAGUAGAACCGCAAGGAUCCUUGGCGCAAAUUGUUACAGAUAGCGAUCCUCUUAAUUUAAGAGGAAGAGGGGUUCAACUUUCAAGUAUAUCUAAGCAGUUCAGGGCGGAUGUGUUGCGCGAAAACACCGAAGCACUGUGGGCUGCAUGCGAUGCUGCCCAUGGUCGCUGGGUCAAGCUACUUGGUGUUCGGGCACCUGUUCAUCCAAAGCUACGGUUACAAGAGUUUGUAAGCAUUCACGACGUGACACAGGAAUUCAUCGCUGCUACUGAAAAGGUGGGAGGUCGGUUGGGAUACAGCAUUCGUGGCACCCUGCAGUCUCAGUCCAAGUCCUUUGUUGAUUCUCAGCACAUACUUCGGAUAACCAAGAUCACCGCGGUGUUAGAUCAAGAAACAUGGGUUGCAGUUGAUAUUCCUGACGAGUUUCAAGAAAUCGUCGACAAAGUUUUUAUUUUUGACGAUUCGCUUGAGAAUGGGGAAGCCGAGAGUCAUUCUGAGGCUAAUGGCGAGUGUCAACCAGUUGAAAAUGGAGGCAGUAUUGCGCCACAUGAUGAGAAGUUGGAGACGGACUCCAGCACAGUGACUACCGUGGAUAAGAAGCUCCGGGAAAAGUCUAUAAAGACAAUUCGAAUCGGGCAAAUAGGCUACCAUACGGUAAACAGUGGCUUGAUUCUUCUGAAAAUGAUUGCCGAGUAUGUGGAGUUGAGCAACGCCCUGCCGGCCUUAGCAGCGGAGGUGGUUCAUCGUGUUGCCGAAAUUUUGAAGGUCUUUAAUUCUCGCGCUUGCCAACUAGUACUAGGAGCUGGCGCUCUUCAGGUUUCGGGGUUGAAAUCCAUCACUGCCAAGCAUUUGGCACUGGCGAGCCAGACGAUCACUUUCUUCCACGUGCUCAUUCCUGAGAUGAAGAAAGUACUGUCUGUGUUUAUUCCGGACCCGAGAAAGGCCUUGUUGCUAAACGAGCUGGAUCGGAUUGCUCAGGAUUAUAAAGUCCACAGGGAAGAGAUCCACACAAAGCUCGUACAAAUCAUGAAAGAGAGGCUCCAGGUACAUCUAAGAAUUCUACCACAGGUCGUGGAAGGAUGGAACAAAGCCGCUCCCGACGACGCAGACGCACAGCCCAGCCAGUUUGCUCGGACUCUCACUAAGGAGGUGGGAGUCUUGCACAGGGUGCUGUCGCCGCUACUGCUCGAGGACGACCUUCGCUCCAUUUUCUCCCGGGUGGUGUUGAUAUUCCACACCCAACUCACGGAAACGUUCUCGAGCCUGGAAGUAUCGACUCCUCAAGGAGACCGAAGGCUAUACCGCGACGUGAGCCACAUUCUAGCUUGCAUCCGGGGGCUCCCAUCGGAUCCAAUCGACCCAGCACAAGGCAACGCAGGCAAAGAUUUAGACGCAUUUCUCGCUCAAAGAUUUGGCAACGAUGUGCCGCAGUGAAACAGAGAGUAAAAGAAAAAAAAACAAGCCGGCCAGCGAGACAGGCAAGAUUUUGUCAAUGUAAAAUCCCUUCUUUUUUUCCAUAAACGGCGGAUAUGGAAGGCA
Molecule: messenger RNA, 3297 nt
Organism: Selaginella moellendorffii
Lineage: Eukaryota; Viridiplantae; Streptophyta; Lycopodiopsida; Selaginellales; Selaginellaceae
Product: vacuolar protein sorting-associated protein 54, chloroplastic
Exons: 17
Coding region: 202-3192 (996 amino acids)
Biological process (GO): retrograde transport, endosome to Golgi; Golgi to vacuole transport
Cellular component (GO): GARP complex
Molecular function (GO): syntaxin binding
Source: RefSeq, a predicted model, not a curated record